AUGUACAACCCGAACACCAAAAAGUUAGGUGAUGACAACGAUAUGAGCGCCGCAGACAGCAAGAGCGGCUCGCUCAAGCAUGGCCGCACCUCAGCGCCUGACUCUGAUGCCGAUGACUUCCAACCCCGAAAAAAGAGAAAGAGUGGUGUUGAUCGGCCGGAGGGAGAUGCUCCUGUCGCAACAGAGGACUAUACCGUGGGCUGGGUGUGUGCCCUCCCGUUGGAGAUGGCUGCCGCGAAAGGAAUGCUCGAUCAAGUUCAUCCGAACUUGCCCUGGCAGGAUCCAGCCGACCAUAAUAGCUACGUCUUGGGUCAGGUCCAAGGCCAUAACGUCGUCAUCGCCUGCCUGCCUGCAGGCAUCUAUGGCACAACACCAGCUGCCACGGUCGCGAAGGAUUUGUUGCGGACCUUCAAGUCAAUCCGGUUUGGCUUGAUGGUUGGAAUCGGCGGUGGUGUACCGUCGCGAAAACAUGACAUCCGGCUGGGCGACAUCGUGGUUAGCCAACCCGCUGGAACAAGUGGUGGUGUCAUCCAGUACGAUCGGGGGAAGGCAGUGCAGGAGGGAGAGUUGCAACGUACAGGAUCGCUCAACACGCCACCCCAGGUCCUACUAGCCGCCCUGAGUCGUCUCCAGGCCGAUCACCUGAUCGAAGACAACAGAAUCCCCCAGUUUGUAUCUGAGCUUAUCAGCAAAAGCCCAAAGACCAUGAAGAAGAAAUUCAGUUAUGAGGGCGCUCUCCACGAUUACCUCUUCCAAGCAGAGUACGAACAUGUCGAUCCAGACUCUACUUGUGAUGAGUGUGAUCACAAGCAGAAGAUUCAGCGGGAGGACAGAGAUGACACGGAUCCAGUCAUUUAUUACGGUAAUAUUGCCUCAGGCAAUCAGGUGAUCAAGCACGGAGAGACACGCGACAAGUUAAGCAAAGAACUUGGGGUGCUCUGCUUCGAGAUGGAGGCUGCCGGACUACAAGAUUUUCCGUGCCUAGUCAUCCGUGGUAUUUGCGACUACGCGGACUCUCACAAGAACAAACGGUGGCAAGAAUACGCGGCUACAACAGCAGCCGCGUUUGCAAAGGAGCUUCUUUCAGUCAUACCGCCAGAUAGGGUCCUGCAGGAGAAGCCUAUACCGCAGUUAGUGUCUGAUCCUCACCUUCGGAAUCUUGUUUCUAGUAUAAGUAAGGCCAUCUCGACACAGACGCAGAAGCAGGAGAUCAAAUACGAGAACGAGAAACAGCGUAAAUGCCAUCUUAUACUUAAAACAAGUACAUAUGAGAAGUUCAUGGAAAUCAACCCUGACCGAGUCAAGGGCACAUGCAAUUGGGUUUUAGAGCAUCCACGAUACAUAAACUGGCAGCAGAGCCGCCAGGAUGACCUCCUUUGGAUUUCGGCUGACCCAGGCUGUGGAAAGUCUGUGUUAGCUAAAUUCCUUAUCAAGGAGGAGAUACAACAGUCGAACGAGCAUACAACGUGCUACUUCUUCUUUAAGGACAACGACGACCAAAACACCCUCGCGACAGCCUUAUGCGCUCUUCUUCAUCAGCUUUUCGGCCGUCAGCCACUCCUUAUCCGCCAAGCCAUGGCGGCCUUUGAGAAGAACGGAAAGAAAUUGCAGACUGAAGUGGACGAGCUCUGGCGUAUCUUCAUAGCUGCUGCUACGGACGAUAAAGCAGUCAGUGUCACUUGUGUUCUAGACGCUCUAGACGAGUGCUGUCUUGAAGACCGACGAAAGGUCAUCAGGCUUCUAACGAACUUCUACAACCGGCAAACGACAUCUACGAGAAAGUUUCAAUUGAAGUUCCUAGUGACUAGUCGACCCUAUCAGGAUAUCGAAUCUGAGUUUCGCGACAUACCCGAACCUCGAACGAUUCGCCUUGCUGGCGAAGAGAGUAAUGCUGAUAUUAGCGAGGAGAUCAACCUCGUUAUCAGACACGAGGUAGCCACAGCCGGGCGCAAACUUGACAUGAGUCCGGAAGCGCAGACCGCGUUAGAGCAAAGACUCUUAGCAGUUCCGCAUCGAACCUAUCUUUGGCUACACCUUGUCAUUGACGAGGUCUAUCAAAGCUCAAAGCGGCGCAAGAAGGCUUUCAUAAAGGAACUUGACACUCUCCCAGCAACAGUAGAAGAAGCCUACGAGAAGAUCUUGGGUAGACUCAGACCUAGUCAACAACAAGAGGCACGUAUUCUUCUUCACAUCGUCGUUGGCGCUCGCCGACCACUCACACUCUCCGAAAUGGAUGUGGCGUUCCAACUGGCCACGGACUCAUCGGAUGCUCAGAGACAUGAGGACCUUGAUCUCAAUCGCAAUCAUAUCAAGUCACAGAUCAGGGAGCUUUGUGGGCUUUUUGUGUUUAUCAAUGAUGACCGAAUUUACCUCAUACACCAGACAGCGAAGGAAUUUCUCAUCACACAGGUUAUUUCCGACUAUUCGAUAGAAAAUAGUUGGAAACAUUCCCUCUACAGACCAGAUUCAGAGACGAUAAUGACGCAAAUUUGUGUUCAAUAUUUGUUAUUUGGGGAUAUUCAACAAGCGAGAGAUGGCCUUAACAGUGCGCAUUUGGCUGCAUUAAAUGGGCAUGGCGAAGUGUUAUCGAGACUACUCGCCUUAGAUGCCGCUGCUUUGAACUCAAGGGACAAUGAUGGUCGCACACCACUAAUUUGGGGUUCUUUGGAGGGCCGGCAGAACAUCGUCCAGACACUUCUCGACAAGGGCGCAGAUUUCAACGCACAAGGUGGCCACUACGACAACGCUCUUUAUGCUGCAUCAUUAGGAGGCCAUAACAGCAUCGUCCAGAUGCUUCUUGACAAGGGCGCAGAUGUCAACGCACAAGGUGGCCGCUACGGCAACGCUCUUCAUGCUGCAUCAUUAGGAGGCCAUAACAGCAUCGUCCAGACACUUCUCGACAAGGGCGCAGAUGUCAACGCACAAGGUGGCCGCUACGGCAACGCUCUUCAAGCUGCAUCAUUAGGAGGCCAUAACAGCAUCGUCCAGACACUUCUCGACAAGGGCGCAAACGUUUACGAUCACAGGCAAUAUGGUGCAUAG
Molecule: messenger RNA, 3042 nt
Organism: Colletotrichum godetiae
Lineage: Eukaryota; Fungi; Ascomycota; Sordariomycetes; Glomerellales; Glomerellaceae
Exons: 4
Coding region: 1-3042 (1013 amino acids)
Biological process (GO): nucleoside metabolic process
Molecular function (GO): protein binding; catalytic activity
Source: RefSeq, a predicted model, not a curated record